This is a messenger RNA of Colletotrichum paranaense, 510 nucleotides long. RefSeq lists its product as uncharacterized. The coding region runs from base 1 to 510 and encodes 169 amino acids. The transcript is spliced from 2 exons. NCBI's taxonomy places the organism in Eukaryota, Fungi, Ascomycota, Sordariomycetes, Glomerellales, Glomerellaceae. The record is from RefSeq and is a predicted model, not a curated record.
AUGGCUUCCACCCAAGGAGACCAUGCGGGAACGGGGCAACACGAGCCACGGUAUCCAGAGCCAGUGGCAUCAGCGGAGAGACGAUCCAGGGUCAGCAGUGAAUCUUCACGACACUCACGGACAUCGGGCUUUUCUUGGUUUCGGCUCAGCGCGGACGGUCGUCCCUGGGGCCCAGUUGACGAGCUCAACCUCUACAUGGGCACCGCCUUCAGCAGCAUUCCUGACGACAAUGAGUCGGCUCGAUCGCCUUACUUUGCCCCUUCGGCCAGUGAUUGUUCAACGAUCUCGGAGAAAGAUUCAUCAUACAUCGUCGACUGGAAGAAGCCGCAACAUUCCGAAAAUUCGAUGCAUUGGGCAAUGAGGGCAGUUGCCUCACCCGCUCACGCUCACGCCGUACCGAGCAUUCUUAGGCAGUUCAGCGCCUUAAGGGGAGUUCUGACUUCACGCAUUAUGUCUAUGUUUAGGGUACGGAAGAUAUCCAGCAUGUCCCAUCUCAAAUCGACUCCAUGA